This is a messenger RNA of Paramecium octaurelia, 492 nucleotides long. The record is from the annotation of a GenBank genome assembly. NCBI's taxonomy places the organism in Eukaryota, Ciliophora, Oligohymenophorea, Peniculida, Parameciidae.
AUGGGAUCAAGUUGUUGCUAAGCUUAAGGCGAUGACAAAAUCGAACUACAAUAGCAAUAAAAGAUUAGAUUAAAGAACAAAGCUUCAAUAUUAAACAAAAAUAGUAAUUUAAGUAGUACAGAUUAGAAUAAGGAAAAUGAGAGAAUACAAUCUUACUAAAAUAAUGAAUCUUUAAUGAUAGAUGAUACUGGAAAAGAGUAUAAUAGAAUAGCAGCGAGUAGUUUAGAAAUUUAGGAGCUAACUGGCGACAUGGAUAGAGUCGAUUCAAUACAAUUAACUGAAAAUGCUGUUAAAGAUAAACCUAUAAUGAGGGAUUCAUGUGAAGUAAUUUCGCUUGGAUCUAAAAAGACUAUCUUGAAGAAAGAAACAAAAUAUAGUUUGUUUCGCAACAAGGCUAAUUUUAAUCAGAAUUAAAAGAAGGUUAGAUUUGAUGAAGUGUGAAAUUAAUUAUAUUUUAAAUAGUUAUACUAACACGUAAAUGGUAUAGAUUGA